AUGGACGUGGAAAUGGGAGCGGAAAAGCCAAGUGCAAUGGACCUACGCCCCCGGAGCGGGCGAGAGAGCGGGGGCGGGAACGGAAGCAGCAGCGGCAACAACGGCGAAAUCCCAAUUCCAAGCGGAGUCCCAAGAACCCAGAUAGCCCCUGUUGUCCCGGCUAGAAAACCCACGGCUCGGACCAGUCAAGCCCAAGCCCAAGCCCAAGCCCAAGGUCUAGCUGAAGCUCAAUUGCCCACUAUCACUGCCAUUACCACUCUCCCUCCACCAACUGCGACUAUAGCAGGAACGAGACCGACUUCGUUCUCAACCUCGCGCUUGACCUCGGCUCCGGCUCCGGCUCCGGCUCCGGAUCCAACCUCAAGGUCGACGAUACCAUCCUUGAGCAUCACGAGACCUCUAGGCCGGACCCCCUCCACCACGCCGGGCAAGAGACCCCUCCCGGCGGUCGUGCAGGUCGACACUAACGCUACGCAUCGCAGAAACGGCAAAGACAGAGAUGCCGCAGGGCAGCAGGCUUGGAGUUUUGCGAGGUUGAGGUCGUGA
Molecule: messenger RNA, 546 nt
Organism: Cladophialophora carrionii CBS 160.54
Lineage: Eukaryota; Fungi; Ascomycota; Eurotiomycetes; Chaetothyriales; Herpotrichiellaceae
Exons: 1
Coding region: 1-546 (181 amino acids)
Source: RefSeq, a predicted model, not a curated record